Cordyceps fumosorosea ARSEF 2679 is the source of this 1221-nucleotide messenger RNA. Its product is annotated as Helix-loop-helix DNA-binding protein. NCBI's taxonomy places the organism in Eukaryota, Fungi, Ascomycota, Sordariomycetes, Hypocreales, Cordycipitaceae. Gene Ontology annotation, molecular function: protein dimerization activity. The coding region runs from base 1 to 1221 and encodes 406 amino acids. The record is from RefSeq and is a predicted model, not a curated record. The transcript is spliced from 2 exons.
AUGCCUCGACCCGGCCUCCCUCCCACCCCCGGAUCUUCAACCGACCUCAAGGCCAAAGACGGUGUGAAUCAGCUCGCCUCGCUCCACCUGGCUUUCGAGCUGCCCCCUCCCGCAAUCCACGACGCCGCGCGUACAUCCCCAGGAAAGCUAUCCCCUGGGUCGUCCGCCCACGCCCACUCCCACAGCCACCACCAGCACAUGAGCCCUCCUUCCUACCCCAUGCAGGCUGCCGAGACGGUCAAGGCACGCCGCAGGUCGUCUGCCGCCACCAAAGAGCCCAAGGACGGCUUUGCCCUGCCGCCGCCGCCGACGCGCUCCCGCAAGAUCAUUCAGAUGAAGCCUCGACAGGAGGAACCCUCCGUGGCCGCCGCAACCGAAGCGCCGACCGCAAAAGAAAGCACCGGGAAGGGAGCCGGCAAGAAGGCGGCGGCGACCAACACCAGCGGGAGCGGAGCGGCGGCCAACAGCACCACAACCAAGGGAGGCAAGAAGCAGCCCAGCGCUACGAGCGCGGCCGGGCGCAAGAUUGCCCGCAAGACGGCGCACAGUCUGAUUGAGAGGCGGCGGCGCAGUAAGAUGAAUGAGGAGUUUGCCGUCCUCAAGAACAUGAUUCCCGCCUGCACUGGCGACAUGCAUAAGCUGGCCAUUCUGCAGGCCUCGAUUGAAUACAUUCGCUACCUCGAAGACUGCGUCUCGCAGCUCAAGGCCCAGCACGGCGGCGAGCAUCGCGGCGACGCCUCCGCCUCGGGCAACCCGCUACCGUCCAUCCGCGAGUUCCACCCGACCUUUCACGGCGAGCCGGCCGCCAAUGGCGACGUGGAGAUGGAAAUGUCCGACUCGGAAGCCGUGUCCCCCACCUUUACCGCCCGACCCGACCACCACUACCAGCAGCAGCACCAUCCGUCUGUGUCGCCGGCGUUGCACCCGCAGGACGCACGCCACCACUCGUACUCGUCGUCGUCGGCCGCCCCGGAGUACCGCCACCACGGCGGCUUCACGCUCUCGGCCACGCCGUCGCCCGCGUUCGGACCCCAGAGGCACGGACCGUACGCGCGCAGCAGCACGUCCACGUCGGCGUCGACGGUGACGAGCCCCGCGCUGAACCCGCAGACCGAGCUCGACCAGGAGGCGACGGCGGCCCUGCUGAUGCUCAACAAUGACAGGCGCGGCACGGCCGUCAGCGCGAGGGGGCUGUCUGUCCGCGACCUGCUGAGUGGGUGA